This is a messenger RNA of Empidonax traillii (willow flycatcher), 1459 nucleotides long. RefSeq names its product fibrinogen-like protein 1-like protein. The transcript is spliced from 4 exons. NCBI's taxonomy places the organism in Eukaryota, Metazoa, Chordata, Aves, Passeriformes, Tyrannidae. The coding region runs from base 151 to 996 and encodes 281 amino acids. The record is from RefSeq and is a predicted model, not a curated record.
UCGUUGCCAAGCAGAGGACAAGUGCUGUGGUUUGGGUCUCGUGCCUCCACCCCCUCGCCUGAUCAGCCCUAUAACUUUCAGGCUGGACACCCCUCCAGCCAGGCCAAAACCGCCUGGCUCUGUGCUCCGCAGGGUCCCCGCAGAGACGGCAUGGCUACCCAGUGCCUUUGUCUCCUGCUUCUUACCUGCCUGCUGGCCCUGGCAGCAUCUCUUCCUGACCUUGACAUAAGAAACUUGUACCUCCUCAAUGGCACGAUGGACGACAUCAUGAAUGCUCCUCCAGAGUCCCCCCAGCCUGAUGACGGUGAUGGACACGUCCGACAGGCCAGAGACAUCGGCCACCACCCGCCAGCAAGUCACGCCUCGGGUUGGCCCAAGGACUGCAGCGAGAUUCCCCGGGGCAGCCACAGCGGUGUCUACAUCAUCCAGCCCAAAGGGCUCCACCACCUCGUGGUGUACUGCGAGAUGAAUGUGACCCACGGAGGCUGGACCGUGAUCCAGAGGAACCAGAGAGACACACCAGUCACCUGGGCCGAGUCCUGGAGCACCUACAAGUUCGGCUUCGGGAACGUGCGCACCGAGUACUGGCUGGGCACCGAAUACAUCCACCAGAUCGCCAAGCAGAAGGUCUACCAGGUCAGGUUUGUGAUCCAGGAUUCUGCAGACACCAUCAGCUUCGCAGACUACAACCUGUUCAGCGUGGAAGACGAGUCCCACGGCUACAGGCUGAGGCUGGGCGCCUACAACGGCACGGCGGGGGAUGCCAUGACCUCAGACAAUCCCAACAACAUGCACGACAACAUGAAAUUCUCCACAAAGGAUCGGGACCAGGACACUUACAGUAAGAACUGUGCCUACAGCUAUGAGGGCGGGUGGUGGUUCUCGUCGUGCUACUCUGUGAGGCUGAAUUACAAGGGUGGCAUGUCAUGGGGCAACCUGUGCAAGGGGAACUGCAAAUCCUCCCUUAUCCUCAUCAAACCAGCUUCGUACUGUUAGUGCUUCCUCCUCCUCCUGUCCACACUGGACACUCUGCAAAGGCUCUGCAUGGCUAAAGAGCGUGAGCCUCUCCGGAGCAGAGUGAGGAGCCCAAAGAUAGCAGGGCUUUAGUGAAAUGCCACUUUCCAAUCCCCACUCUGAGUGCAGGCUCCCCUCUGCUCAGCUCUGUUCCCCUGUGCUUGCCAGUGAUUCCUUGUUGUUACGUUCAUAAUCAAGAAUAAAAACAUUACUUGUGAAAUUUGCGGAUUCCCCGUGUACCUUCCCUGAGGGAGGAAGACGCAGCCCUGGAGUGACGUCAAAAGUUCCCUGCCUCCAGAACUCACAGUGAGCAAAAAAGCUGCAUGCCACAAAUUUCCAUGUACUCUGAGAGCCUCUCUGCAGUGUCUGGUGAAGCAUCCAAAUAAAUGUGCUUGCUUGAGCUCAUUCACCAGUAAUGAUACCUGUUCUCUGUCUCUGGUGUGAU